Molecule: messenger RNA, 1532 nt
Organism: Mercurialis annua (annual mercury)
Lineage: Eukaryota; Viridiplantae; Streptophyta; Magnoliopsida; Malpighiales; Euphorbiaceae
Exons: 1
Coding region: 321-1283 (320 amino acids)
Source: RefSeq, a predicted model, not a curated record
GAAAAAUAGAGUUAAAGUGAGACCUCGAAGAGCAAGCCAAAUAGAAACCUACAACCUCGAAAUAGAGAAAUCUAUUAGUCAGAUUCACCCAUCCGUGCAAAAAACAUAAAAAUAAUACACAAACAAUUAAAAACAAAAAUACAAAAAACAAUUAAAAACCCCAAAAUAAAAAACAAUUUUAAAAGUGAGUGAGUGACCACCAUAUCCUCUCCCUUCUUCAAGUUCAUCAACCCAAACCGAUAACUCUCACUUCUCUGUCUCUCCUUUUCUUAUCUAACCAAACAAAAAAACAGAGUAACAGACACACUUUGUUCAACAUAAUGAAGUUAUCUUCAAAACCCAUUUCCAGUCCGGGUCGGGCUGAGAAAUAUCCGCCGCCAUUAAUGAGGUUUUUGAGAAGCAAUGUUGGCAGCAGAAGCAGAGGCAGGUCACGUUCUAGUCCCAUGUUCGUUAGAAAAAAGAACGCGGCUACUGAAACUCAAGAACCCACGUCUCCUAAAGUCACUUGCAUGGGUCAGGUAAGAGUUAACCGCUCUAAACAACCCAAGAUUAAUCGAACCGGAACUGGUAAAAGUAAUAAACCCAGACGAAGCUGUGAAUGGAUGAAGAACUCAUUGUUUUGCUGCCGUUUUAGCAAGAAAUUUCUCAAGCCGAAAUGUUCAAGACCCUCUUGGAAUAAAUGGAAGCUGUUAUUUCAUUGUGGGUUUAAAAGAAAAAACAAAAGAGAAGACUGUGAAGAGAAUGAACCGAAAUUUAGUAACAGAGACCAAGAAUUCGACGAGGAAGACGACGACGAUGAAGAUGAAGAAAAUGAAGUUAAAGUCUAUAUUUCUGAAAUUAUUACACCGCCGAGGAAUGCUUUUUUAUUAACAAGAAGUAGAUCUGCUCCUUAUAGAUCUUCAUCUCUAGCUUGUAGAAUUUGGGGUUCGCCUUUAAAAAAUGAAGAAACAGAGCAAAAACAGAGUGCAGAUCAAAAAAUUACAGAGGAAGAAGAAGACGACGACAAUGAAGAAGAUAAUAGUUCAGCGUCAAACAGAGAGUUACUUUGCAAAGAAUCUGAUCAAGAAACUGAAGAAAAGAUUAAAAAAUUAGAAGAAUUAGAAGGUUCAAUGGAAGAAAAAAUUGGAAAAAUUCAAGAAUUGAAAACAGAGGAAGAUGAUAAAACUACUGUACAUGAACAUCCUUUGAUACUGACGAGGUGUAAAUCAGAACCAGCAAGAACUGAAACAAAACUUGAUCCAGAGAUUAGUUUCUGGAAGAAGAGAAGGUUGGGUUUUACUUGAUUAAUUAAUUAAUUUCAACCAUUUCUUGUUGUUUAUUAAUUGUUGAUGUUCUUGGUAAUUGAACUGAAUAUAGAUUUUGAAACUUUAAACAAUACUAUAAUUAUUAAUGACUGUUAGUAUCAUUUUAUUAUAUGUGAGGCUGUAAUGAGAGAAUCUCUAUGGCUUUCUGCUAAUAUUUACAGUAUGAAAACGAAAUAUGGAACCAUGAAACUGUUGAUUCUUUAUAUAAUAAUGUUCUUCUUUACUCUA